This is a messenger RNA of Psammomys obesus (fat sand rat), 384 nucleotides long. It is a transcript of the gene Tmem213, whose product is annotated as transmembrane protein 213. The coding region runs from base 1 to 384 and encodes 127 amino acids. The record is from RefSeq and is a predicted model, not a curated record. Lineage: Eukaryota; Metazoa; Chordata; Mammalia; Rodentia; Muridae. The transcript has 3 exons.
AUGGUCACCAGCCCGAAGCACCCCUGCACCAACAUGGCCCAGACAGGUAUCUGCAUCUGCAGCCCUGGGUAUCUCACCUCUGCCCCGCAGGCCGCCCUGCUCGUCAGCCUGGUCCUCACCUCCUUCCACUUGCCCUGCGGUACAGAAGCUAGCAGUGACAACUCAACCUUGAGCACACACCACCCAGACCCUGGGACCAUGGAGCAGUGUGCCAAUGUGGAGUUCUGCCCACUAGCCUCCCUGUGCUGCCGAACCUCGGUGGAUGAAUAUGGCUGGAUUGCUGCGGCAGUUGGCUGGAGUUUUUGGUUCCUCACCCUCAUCCUGCUGUGUGUGGACAAACUGAUGAAGCUAACUCCAGAGGAGCCCAAAGACCUGGCAGCAUGA